UUAUUUCACUUUUAAAUUAUAGUCACGUACAAGCCGAUGAGUGAGUGUACAGAAUAUUUAGGCCAUAAAGAAAACAAUAAACUUUAUUAUGAACCGCUACGUAAUGCUACAGCAACUCGGUGAUGGAACUUAUGGAUCGGUGGCAUUAGCGCAACGCCGAGAUACUGGGGAAAAAGUAGCUAUCAAGCGAAUGAAACGCAAGUAUUAUUCCUGGGAUGAAGCGAUGAAUCUCCGUGAAGUCAAAUCACUAAAGAAACUCAAUCACGCAAACAUCGUAAAGUUACGCGAGGUAAUCAGAGAAAACGAUACGCUUUAUUUUGUAUUUGAAUAUAUGCGUGGUAAUUUAUACCAACUCAUACGUGAUGCAGAACGUCCGUUUGCCGAACCGGUAUUGCGAAACAUUUUGUACCAAGUUCUGCAAGGUCUCGCUCAUAUGCAUCGACAUGGCUUUUUUCAUCGUGACUUAAAACCAGAAAAUUUACUAUGUGCUGGCCCUGAACUCGUCAAAAUAGCUGACCUAGGCCUGGCAAGGGAAGUUCGGUCUCGACCGCCAUACACAGAUUAUGUGUCGACUCGAUGGUAUCGUGCGCCGGAAGUUCUAUUGCACGAUACUCAAUAUGGUGCGCCGAUAGAUCUAUGGGCUCUGGGAUGUAUUAUGGCUGAGCUUUACACGUGUCGACCCCUUUUUCCAGGCAAUUCCGAAAUAGAUCAGUUAUAUAAAAUUUGUUCUAUAUUGGGGACUCCAUCUCGUGAAGAGUGGCCCGAAGGUUAUGCUCUCGCUGAAGUUUUAAGGUUUAGAUUUCCCGCAAGCACCGGCGUACCACUCGGGCGGAUUAUACAGAAUGCUUCUCAAGCUGCCGUGUCUCUGCUGGCUGCCUUACUUCGUUACCAACCGCGAGACCGCCCCACCGCAGUGCAAGCUCUUCGAUUUCCUUAUUUUGCAGUCGGUACCGCAUUAGUUCUUCCACCACCACCAAUAUCACAUUCAAAAAGAAGCAGUACUCGUGGUGAAGCGGAAAAUAUUGUCCCUAACACUAACGAUAUUUGUAAUCCACCUGCCGUCGCAACGUUGCCGCCACAGGACCGUUUCGCAGACAUUUUAGGGGGUGAGGUUGUUCAUACGUCUCACAUUUCCCGGGCCGGCGUGAGCGAGAUGCGCGGGCGCAGCGUGCUCGCGCCCCUUCAAGCGGCCCCCGCGUCCAAGGCGGGCCAAGCGCGAGGGCGGGCGUGCGGCGCGCUCGCGGGGGGCGCCGCAGCUACCUAUCUGAACACGACGCGCUAUGUAACAGGCGCCCGUAUCGAUACUUCUCUUUUUCGCCCACUCCCGCUCCGUUCCUUGCAUGAAGCAGCGGCCGUGGGUAGCGGUGCAUCUCGGGUUGACUGGGCUGCAAAAUAUCUACGAUAGAGACAUCAUUUGCUUUAAAAUAAAAGUAUUUAGAUAUGAACUGUUUGGUACUAUACUUUAUCCUUAAAAUAAAAUGGAGUACAGCCUACUCUGCAAAAGUCUCAACAUUGCACAUAAUAUAUUAAUUGUCACUUACUUAUAUUGCAUGAAAAAAGUAGACGAGUUAACAAUGCCCUCUUCGACUAUUGAAACAGUAAGCAUUUGAUCAAAACAAAACAUAAUACUAUCUUCAUAAAAAUAACUCCUUUAUUGCUGUAUUAUGUUGUAGUGACCUUGUAUGAAUGACCAUAUUAUCAUAAUGAAAAUGUAGUUAGUUACUUGCUUGUAACAUUUGUAACAUACACUAAUUAAGAUUAUUUCGUUUUCCAAACUUUUAUCACAAUCUCAAGCCAUAAUCUUCUUAAUAUUUUAUUUGUUUCCUCUGUAACAAUGGCAUUUUGGAAAAUUUUGAGUUAUGUUGAUUUGAAUGAGUAAUAACUGAAGAUGAUUGAUAAUUAUUAUAUUAUGUGUAACCAUAAAAUUGUAAACACAUUACUAUCUCAUGGGAAUCUAUAUCGAUUGUAAUCUGUUAAUAACUAUGAUAAUACACUGCACACAAAUUAAAGCAUUAUUUUUUGUUGGGUUAUUAGUACCUUUUGAUGUGAAUCUGGUAAAUUAUGAAAUGGAUAAAUGAAAUAGGUUAGAUGAAAAUAUGCAAACA
This is a messenger RNA of Zerene cesonia (dogface butterfly), 2105 nucleotides long. RefSeq names its product serine/threonine-protein kinase ICK-like. The transcript has 5 exons. Gene Ontology annotation, biological process: cilium assembly; intraciliary transport; intracellular signal transduction. Lineage: Eukaryota; Metazoa; Arthropoda; Insecta; Lepidoptera; Pieridae. The coding region runs from base 89 to 1405 and encodes 438 amino acids. Gene Ontology annotation, cellular component: cytoplasm; cilium; nucleus. The record is from RefSeq and is a predicted model, not a curated record. Gene Ontology annotation, molecular function: ATP binding; protein serine/threonine kinase activity.